Molecule: messenger RNA, 1926 nt
Organism: Chaetomium globosum CBS 148.51
Lineage: Eukaryota; Fungi; Ascomycota; Sordariomycetes; Sordariales; Chaetomiaceae
Exons: 2
Coding region: 1-1926 (641 amino acids)
Biological process (GO): epoxide metabolic process
Molecular function (GO): epoxide hydrolase activity
Source: RefSeq, a predicted model, not a curated record
AUGGCAGAAGGACUGAGUUCUCCGGCAGCGGACGAGGUCAAGCCGUACAGGAUUCAUGUUCCCAGCAAGCACCUCGAUCUUACCCGCCAAAAGCUCGAACUCACCCGUCUACCCCACGAACCCUCCCAUCCUUCGGACUCGAACACAUGGGCUCCCAAGCCUAUCAUCGAGCCACUCAUCGACUACUGGUAUUCUUUUACUCCUCAGUGCCCCAACCAAAUCCCCCGGCUUCCGCCCGAGGCCACUUCUCGCGCCCCCAUUACUAACAAGACAACCCACCGCCCCUCCAACAGGCUCGAGUCCUACUCCUGGCGUACCACGGAGUCCGGGUUCAACACCAACCCCCACCUCCCCCAAUUCCGCACCGCCAUCACCCCACCGGACAGCCACGCCCCCAUCCGCAUCCACUUCAUCCACGCCCCCUCCCACGCACCCGGCGCCAUCCCUCUGCUGGUAAUCCCGCCCUUCCCGCUGCCGGCCCUCUCCCUCGCCCCGCUCAUCCCCCUCCUCACGGGCACACCAACCCAGCCCGGCAGCGACGGCGGUCCAGAUGAAAACCGGCAGUACUUCCACGUCAUAAUCCCCUCCCUCCCAGGCACCGCCUUCUCCGACCCCUUCCCCCCCUCCUUUGCCCCUCCCAACACCAACACCAACACCAACCCCAUCCCCGCCACCGCCACCAUCCUCAACACCCUGAUGCACCGCCUCGGCUACCCCGCCUACCUCGCCACCGCGACCACGCCGAGCUCCCCCACCAAUGCAAGUGUUGGUGGUGGUGCCGGCCGGGUAGGCGAGCGAAUCGUUCGGCGGCUGGCCACGGCGCACGCGGCGUCGUGUGUGGGUGGGCAUUUGGUGUGUCCGGUGCUGCGGGCGCCGAGGCUGGGGUGGAAGGGCGGGUGGAGGGGGUGGGGGAGGUGGGUUGCUGCGAGGGUGUUGUUGCGGGGGGGUGGUGGUGGUGGGGAUGGGAAUGGGGGGUAUGAGAGGGGUGAUUUGGAGGCGUGGGGAAGGGGGAGAGGGAGAGUGAGAGGGAAAGAGAAGGGGGGACGAGAUGGGGGUGGGAGUGGUGUUGGGCUGGAGAGGUUGGCGGAGCCGGAUACGCUCGCGUACGCGCUUUGUGACUCGCCCGUGGGGAUGUUGGCGUUUUUGUUGAGGGGGCUGCGGCUGGCGGCUGGGGGUGGGAAGGCCGUGUUUACGCGGGAUGAGCUGAUUACACUGGCGAAUCUGAUGUGGCUGCCGGGGCCGGAAGGGAUGUUGAGGUUUUGGGCGGCGUGUGGGAGGCACCUGGAGGAGGAUGAGAAGACUGCUCGGGGGCCCAAGCCAAGGGUUGCGAUCACCGUGUUCCCCGGGGCGGACGGCAGCCAGAAGGGUAAACAACCGGAAACGGCUACGGCUGUGGUUGCGGGAGAAGGGGACGAAGAGACUGCUGGCUUGUGGCCCACGGCGGAGCAGGUAGCUGCUAGGGAGGUAAGCUACUAUCCGCCAGCCUGGGCCAACGCCCUUUUCGACACCGUCCAUAUUCAGCGCGUGUCCGGGCCGACUAGCGGACUGCUCGCCUGGGAGCAGCCUGAGGUCAUCCUCGCCGGGGUACGUGGACUCGCCAAAGCAGUGCUGGCGAAGGACUCGCACCUUGUGCCGGUUGUGCAGUCAACGGGGGCCCGUGUGGAAUCUGCAGAUGCCGGCAAGCAGGCCGCGAGAGCCGUGGUGGAGGCAGGAAACUCCGUCGCUGUUACCGGGCCAAGCAAGGGCAGCAGCCCGGCCGGAGCGGUGGAAGGUGUACCUACGGUGACCGGAGCGGCGGCACAAGGUGACUACAAAGGCAAGGGGAAGAAUGCUGAGCACCUUGCCCCUCCCGUCGUGGUCUCGAGUGUUGAGGAUGAGAGCCCUGGUACGCUUGUGAACACGCCGCCCUUGGAAGAGGCUCGAUAA